CUUCCCCGGGGUGGUGGUGGUGGCGGACGGGUGCGCGUGGGCCGGCCCGCCGAGGGGCUCGGCGGGGGACCGAGGGGGCCUCGGCUGUGUAAGGCCCGGAGGCGGCCGAGGCCCGGGCCGGUUUCCCCCGAGGCGGCGGCGGCUCCCGGCACUUCCCCGCGCCAUCUUAGCUGAGCCGGAGGGUUGAGGGCGCCUCCUCGACCCCGGCCGUCCCCUCGCCCCCCCCCCCGUUGGCCCCUUGUCGCAGAGCUAGGGCUAGGCGGCUGGCAGGGGCUGGGGGGGGGGCGGCGGUCUGUCGCCGGGCCCCCUCCUCCUCACUUGUCGCUCUCCAGCGUCGCGGCCACCGGAGCGCUCCGGGGGACUGCGCCUGCCUACUCCGCCCCAGACCUGCCGGCGAAAGGUUUAUGCCAGCGUGGCUUCAUUCAUACAGAUGAACCAAGCAUUGGGAUAGCAGUAUAAAAUUAGAAUCAGACAGCUGACUGCUCAGCAGGAUGCCAUCAACUAACAGAGCGGGCAGUCUAAAGGACCCUGAAAUUGCAGAGCUCUUCUUCAAAGAAGAUCCAGAAAAGCUUUUCACAGAUCUCAGAGAAAUUGGCCAUGGAAGCUUUGGAGCAGUAUAUUUUGCACGAGAUGUCCGUACAAAUGAAGUGGUAGCCAUCAAGAAAAUGUCUUAUAGUGGAAAGCAGUCUACUGAGAAAUGGCAGGAUAUUAUAAAGGAAGUCAAGUUUCUCCAAAGAAUAAAACAUCCCAACAGUAUAGAAUACAAAGGCUGCUAUCUACGAGAACACACAGCAUGGCUUGUAAUGGAAUAUUGUUUGGGAUCUGCUUCAGAUUUACUAGAAGUUCAUAAAAAGCCAUUACAAGAAGUGGAAAUAGCAGCAAUAACACAUGGUGCUCUCCAGGGAUUAGCUUAUUUACAUUCUCAUACCAUGAUCCAUAGAGAUAUCAAAGCAGGAAAUAUCCUUCUGACAGAACCAGGCCAGGUGAAACUUGCCGAUUUUGGAUCUGCUUCCAUGGCAUCUCCUGCCAAUUCUUUUGUGGGAACGCCAUAUUGGAUGGCCCCAGAAGUAAUUUUAGCCAUGGAUGAAGGACAGUAUGAUGGCAAAGUUGAUGUAUGGUCUCUUGGAAUAACAUGUAUUGAAUUAGCGGAGAGGAAGCCUCCUUUAUUUAAUAUGAAUGCAAUGAGUGCCUUAUAUCACAUAGCCCAAAAUGAAUCCCCUACACUACAAUCUAAUGAAUGGUCUGAUUAUUUUCGAAACUUUGUAGAUUCUUGCCUCCAGAAAAUCCCUCAAGAUCGUCCUACAUCAGAGGAACUUUUAAAGCACAUGUUUGUUCUUCGGGAGCGCCCGGAAACAGUGUUAAUAGAUCUUAUUCAAAGGACAAAGGAUGCAGUAAGAGAGCUGGACAAUCUGCAAUAUCGAAAAAUGAAGAAACUCCUUUUCCAGGAGGCACAUAAUGGACCAGCAGUAGAAGCACAGGAAGAAGAUGAGGAGCAAGAUCAUGGUGUUGGCCGGACAGGAACAGUGAAUAGUGUUGGAAGUAAUCAGUCUAUUCCCAGUAUGUCUAUCAGCGCCAGCAGCCAAAGCAGCAGUGUUAACAGUCUUCCAGAUGCCUCAGAUGAUAAGAGUGAACUUGACAUGAUGGAGGGAGACCACACUGUGAUGUCUAACAGUUCUGUCAUUCAUUUAAAACCAGAGGAAGAAAAUUACAGAGAGGAAGGAGAUUCUAGAACAAGAACAGCAGAUCCACAGUCUCCACCUCAAGUGUCUCGUCACAAAUCCCAUUAUCGUAAUCGAGAACAUUUUGCAACUAUAAGGACAGCAUCUCUGGUUACAAGGCAAAUGCAAGAACAUGAGCAGGACUCAGAGCUUAGAGAACAGAUGUCUGGUUAUAAGCGUAUGAGGCGACAGCACCAAAAGCAGCUCAUGACUCUGGAAAAUAAACUGAAGGCUGAGAUGGAUGAACACCGACUCAGAUUAGACAAAGAUCUUGAAACUCAGCGUAACAAUUUUGCUGCAGAAAUGGAGAAACUUAUAAAGAAACAUCAAGCUGCUAUGGAAAAAGAGGCUAAAGUGAUGGCCAAUGAGGAGAAAAAAUUCCAGCAACAUAUUCAGGCCCAACAGAAGAAAGAAUUGAAUAGCUUUUUAGAGUCUCAGAAAAGAGAAUAUAAACUUCGAAAAGAACAGCUUAAGGAGGAGCUGAAUGAAAAUCAGAGCACACCCAAGAAAGAAAAACAGGAGUGGCUUUCAAAGCAGAAGGAGAAUAUACAACAUUUCCAGGCAGAGGAAGAAGCUAACCUUCUUCGACGUCAGAGGCAAUACUUAGAGCUGGAAUGCCGUCGCUUCAAGAGAAGAAUGCUACUUGGGCGACAUAACUUGGAACAGGACCUUGUCAGGGAGGAGUUAAACAAAAGGCAGACUCAAAAGGACUUAGAGCAUGCCAUGUUACUACGACAGCAUGAAUCCAUGCAAGAACUGGAGUUCCGCCACCUAAACACAAUUCAGAAGAUGCGCUGUGAGUUGAUCAGAUUGCAACAUCAAACUGAACUCACUAACCAACUGGAAUACAAUAAGCGAAGGGAACGGGAACUAAGACGAAAGCAUGUCAUGGAAGUUCGACAGCAGCCUAAGAGUUUGAAGUCUAAAGAACUCCAAAUAAAAAAGCAGUUUCAGGAUACCUGCAAAAUCCAAACCAGACAAUACAAGGCAUUAAGAAAUCACCUACUGGAGACUACACCAAAGAGUGAGCACAAAGCUGUUUUGAAAAGGCUCAAGGAGGAACAGACUCGGAAGUUAGCCAUUUUGGCUGAGCAAUAUGAUCAUAGCAUUAAUGAAAUGCUCUCCACACAGGCUCUGCGUUUGGAUGAAGCACAGGAAGCAGAAUGCCAGGUUUUGAAGAUGCAACUGCAGCAGGAACUGGAGCUGUUGAAUGCAUAUCAGAGCAAAAUCAAGAUGCAAGCUGAGGCACAACAUGAUCGAGAGCUUCGGGAACUAGAACAGAGGGUCUCCCUUCGCAGGGCACUCUUAGAACAAAAGAUUGAAGAAGAGAUGUUGGCUUUACAGAACGAACGUACAGAACGAAUACGUAGCCUGCUAGAGCGUCAAGCCAGAGAAAUUGAAGCUUUUGACUCUGAAAGCAUGAGACUAGGCUUUAGUAACAUGGUCCUUUCUAAUCUCUCCCCUGAGGCAUUCAGCCACAGCUACCCAGGAGCUUCUAGUUGGUCUCACAAUCCUACUGGGGGUCCAGGACCUCACUGGGGUCAUCCCAUGGGUGGCCCACCACAAGCAUGGGGCCAUCCAAUGCAAGGUGGACCCCAGCCAUGGGGUCAUCCCUCAGGGCCAAUGCAAGGGGUACCUCGAGGUAGCAGUAUGGGAGUCCGCAAUAGCCCCCAAGCUCUGAGGCGGACAGCUUCCGGGGGACGGACGGAACAGGGCAUGAGCAGAAGCACGAGUGUCACUUCACAGAUAUCCAAUGGGUCACACAUGUCUUAUACAUAACUUAAUAAUUGAAAGUGGCAAUUCCAGUGGAGCUGUCUGCCAAAAGAAACCGCCUACAGACGUCAUCACAGCAGCCUCCUCACUUGGGUACUCCAGUGUGGAAGCUGAAUGUAUAUGGUAUAUUGUAUUUGUUUUUGUAAAGUGUUCUGUUUUGUGUUUACUAAUUGGGAUGUCAUAGUAUUUGGCUGCCAGGUUUUUGUGGUUAUUUUUGUUUUGUUUUUAAUUUGGGGGGAAAUUUUGAAAAGGGGAAUAGAUAGAUAUCUCAAAAGUGUGACAAAAAGAAAUUGGUUAGAUAGAGGGGUUGUUUUCUGAACAGUGUAAAAUAAAAUGAAGCAAAUUGACUUUACUCAUCACUUUAGGGGGUCCAUAUCCUAAGAAAUUUGUGAAAAGAUCCAAAGCCUUCUCCCAUUUUCCAAAUUCUGUGAGCCACUGACAGUACACUAUUAUUGAAACAUACCUUAACUCCUCAUCAGUGUAUUUUCUCUGUUAAAUCUGUCUGACUUCUGGCCAGGUGUGGUGCACACCUUUAAUCUCAGCACUUGGGAGGCUGAGGCAGGUGGCUCUCUGUGAGUUCAAGGCCAGCCUGGUCCCCAAAGCAAGUUCCAGGCCAAGUGGGGCUAUAGGGAGACCCUGUCUCAAAAAGACCAAAAAGAAAAAAAAAAUUGUCUGACUUCUCAGCCUCAUUUAGAGUGAAAAAGCAGAAACCUACAAACUCUAAAGGAUUGUGUUGACCUUUUCAGGUGGCAGAAAACAAUUUAGUUCUUUCGCUAAGUGUUUUGUAACUUUGUCAAAGAUUUUUGUCUAUUGAAUUUUGUCUUUUUUGUGUCACAGUAAGAUGGAAUUGCUCAAGGAGAUCCCAAAGCUGUAUGGGAAUUACAUUAAUAAGCCUGUGAGCUUUCAAAGGGGAAGAUGAUCAGUGUGAUAGGGGCCCCUGAAAGUCCAUGUGAUAGGUAUAUCCAGCCCUAGAGUGAGGAGAUAGAUCUGUGUAUGCUGACACUUUGUUACUUAUACUGUGAUGUUUCAUCCUAGCUAAACUAUAAGAUCCCAAACAGUACUUUUG
Molecule: messenger RNA, 4557 nt
Organism: Nannospalax galili (Upper Galilee mountains blind mole rat)
Lineage: Eukaryota; Metazoa; Chordata; Mammalia; Rodentia; Spalacidae
Gene: Taok1
Product: TAO kinase 1
Exons: 20
Coding region: 492-3497 (1001 amino acids)
Biological process (GO): protein phosphorylation; execution phase of apoptosis
Molecular function (GO): protein kinase activity; ATP binding
Source: RefSeq, a predicted model, not a curated record